AUGAAGUGCCUGUUCUUCCUUGGUAUCCUGCAGCUCCUUGCUGCUGCCACCGCCAGGUACAAGCAGUGGAUCCCCAACACCAACUUUGAAACUUCUUCCAACUGGGAUAAAGGCAGAGUGCCCUGUGCUAGUGAUGUGGUUCACUUUGAGAAGGACAAGGUCAUCUCAGUCUUUGUUGGGUCUCCCCAUGCACUGACAGACAUGUACCUGCCCCUGAAUGGAGAGCUCGUGCUGGCAGCUGGUGCAGGAUUCACAGCCUUCGAUGGCAGCUGGGAUCCAGGAUGUGACUCAGGUGAAACAGUGAGGUUUGCUGACGCUGAACACCACACGUGGUUUGACCCCACGCUGUGGCAGGACGUGUCUCCCAGUGGAGAGCUCAAGCCAAGUGGGCACAUCUUUUCUGUGGAUGAGGAACGUGUCCCGUGCCGCUACGACGAUGUUAUCUUCCAGCCCGAAACCUCCUUCCGCGUAAACAUCGACUCAUCACAGCAAGUGAUUCACCUCCACAGCAUCUCUGUCAUGGGCCGGGAGCUGAGCACCCCAGCAGGCUGGGCUGAGUACCUGCAGGGCCCCUCUGCCCCUCUGCAGUUCCAUGGCAAUGGCUCUCUCCAGGUGACAGGCACUGCCUGUCCCGACAAAUCCGGCUGCUGAUGCUGCUCUGCUCUCCUUCAGGAUGGUCCUCGGAUCUGCUCAGCCCUGCACAGGGCGUCGGGGAGACAGUGCCCAGAGCCAGAGUGCCAGAGCCCUCUGCAGCCCCUUGGCCACUGCUGCAGGGUCUGUGGAGCCACCAUUAACCUGGAUUUCACUCCUGAUUUUGACCUGCAGAAGUACCGGGACAGAUUGCUCCAAAACUUGAUGAACCAGCCCAAGUAUGCUGGUGUGCAGAUGGCCAUAUCCAAGGUGCACAAAGCACAGACCUUCCUGGGCGUCAUACCCCGAAGCUCCACUCCUCUCAUCCAGAUUGUGCUGAUGGACGACAGAGCAGGAGAGCAGACUGGCACCGCUGCAGAGCAGCUGGCAGCAGACAUCAUGCAGGACAUAGCACAGCAUGGUGGAGCACUUGGCAUUUCAACUGGCAAAGUGGAGGUGGCCACAGGCAACACUUUCACCAAGCAAGUGGGGAGCCACACACUGAGCAGGAUCACAGCAGGGACCAUCAUGGGGCUACUCUUCGGUCUCCUGUUCCUUGGAGGGAUCCUGUUUCUCUACAGAAGAGGAAAGCUAAGGUUGCCCAUCCUGCGUCUCCCCCACCCCUGGGAGAGAAUGGAGGAUGAUUCAGCAGACCCAGCACCAGCCAGAGACGAUGGUUUCGACAACCCCAUGUUCAGUGUGGAGCCUCCAGGCACUGUUCCUGGAGGGGAGGGACCACAGGAGAUGACUCCCAAAGACCUCCAGGUCUUCUACCUCAACCCUCUGUACGACGCAAGUGAGACGGAGACCUGA
This is a messenger RNA of Acanthisitta chloris (rifleman), 1443 nucleotides long. It is a transcript of the gene AMN, whose product is annotated as amnion associated transmembrane protein. Gene Ontology annotation, cellular component: endocytic vesicle; apical plasma membrane. The record is from RefSeq and is a predicted model, not a curated record. Gene Ontology annotation, biological process: receptor-mediated endocytosis; intracellular protein localization. Lineage: Eukaryota; Metazoa; Chordata; Aves; Passeriformes; Acanthisittidae. The transcript is spliced from 12 exons.